Messenger RNA from Lutzomyia longipalpis, 1346 nucleotides. RefSeq names its product actin-related protein 6 (gene Arp6). The transcript is spliced from 2 exons. Gene Ontology annotation, cellular component: Swr1 complex. The coding region runs from base 116 to 1321 and encodes 401 amino acids. The record is from RefSeq and is a predicted model, not a curated record. Lineage: Eukaryota; Metazoa; Arthropoda; Insecta; Diptera; Psychodidae. Gene Ontology annotation, molecular function: nucleosome binding.
GCAGCGCCAUUCAACCCACCGCGGUAGUUUCCCGUAGUGAAAAAGUUUGUUUUUCCGGCUUUUUACGGUGAAAAUAAGUAAAGAAUCCGUGCAAAAAGAACUACAAGAAUUGAAGAUGAAUGCCCUGAUUCUGGACAAUGGGGCACAUAUGGCAAAAUUAGGAUAUUCCAAGAAUGACCAACCAAAGGUCAUCCCAAAUUGCAUUAUGAAGGCAAAAUCUGAACGGCGAAGACCUUUUAUUGGUGAUCAGAUUGAUGAAUGCCGCGAUGUAUCGGGAUUGUACUACAUUCUCUGCUUCCAACGGGGAUAUCUCGUAAAUUGGGAUAUUCAGAAGACUGUUUGGGACUACAUGUUCAGCUCAGAGUGUUGCAAUGUAAAUUUCACAGACAAUCCCCUCGUUGUCACGGAGCCCCUAUUCAAUUUUCACUCAAUUCAAGAAGCCAUGUCUGAGAUUUUCUUUGAAGAGUACGAAUUUAAGCGAAUGUUCCGGACAACUGCAGCCGAUUUGGCGGCUUUCAACUACCUCAAGGGUUUCAAGAAGCAACCGAAACCCCUGGCGUGUCUUAUCAUUGACAUGGGAUACAGUUUCACGCACAUGGUGCCCUUUAUCAAGGGGAGGAAGCAAAAAUCCGCCAUCAGGAGAAUUGAUAUUGGCGGCAAAGUGCUCACAAAUCAUCUCAAGGAGAUUGUCUCGUACAGGCAGCUCAAUGUGAUGGAUGAGUCGUAUGUGAUUAAUCAGGUGAAGGAGGAUUCGUGCUUUGUCUCCCAGAAUUUUAUUGGGGACAUGAAGACUGCCCGGAAGCGUCAUCCGGAGAAUACAAUAAUUCGCGAAUACAUUCUGCCGGACUUUACAACAAUCCGACGAGGUUACCUGCGUGAACCAACACGAGAUAGUGCUGACCUACAGACGCUGGUACUGAAUAAUGAGAGAUUUUCCAUUCCUGAACUAUUUUUCCAUCCGUCAGACAUUGGAAUUCAGCAAAUGGGUGUUCCUGAGGCAGUUCUGGAUGCCAUAGCUGCAUGCCCACCGGAGACAGCUGAACACCUCCUGGCCAAUAUUGUAGUUUGCGGAGGAUCAGCCCAAUUUUCCGGGAUGGGAGCACGGCUACAAAGUGAAAUACGUGCUCUUGCACCGGAAGAGUACAAAGUUUGCGUGCGAAUUGCCGAGAAGGCAACAUCAUUCGCCUGGCAGGGUGGGAAGCAACUCAGCCAGGAGGACGAUUUCCCCAAACUCUGCGUGUCACGAGAAGAGUACGAGGAAGAAGGAAAUAGGAUUAUCAUUGACAAAUUCGACGUGCCGGAAGUUGUGGAGUUAGUUUAAUAAAAUUUCUCAAAAGAAAAUGUAA